Molecule: messenger RNA, 3740 nt
Organism: Polypterus senegalus (gray bichir)
Lineage: Eukaryota; Metazoa; Chordata; Cladistia; Polypteriformes; Polypteridae
Gene: ids
Product: iduronate 2-sulfatase
Exons: 9
Coding region: 93-1736 (547 amino acids)
Molecular function (GO): iduronate-2-sulfatase activity
Source: RefSeq, a predicted model, not a curated record
AUGAGGAAGAAGACACAAAGCAGCGUGAGGCGCUUAAGUGUGCAAGUAGAGUUAUUGCAAUGCAUGCGCUUUUUAAGGUGUGACAUGCCAGCAUGGUGACCACCGAGUGUUGUGGAUGGCUCGCUCUUUGUGUUCACAUAUUAUUGUGCUUUCAUCAUGCAGCUUGGGCAGCAGAUCAUGUAAAUUGCAAGACAGACCGACUGAAUGUGCUCCUUAUCCUUGCCGAUGAUCUUCGACCUUCAUUAGGGUGUUAUGGAGACACUGUUGUAAAAUCUCCCAACAUUGAUCAAUUAGCUUCCAAGAGUAUGAUCUUUCAGAAUGCUUUUGCACAGCAAGCAGUGUGUGCUCCAAGCAGAACGUCAUUUUUAACAAGCCGCAGGCCAGAUACAACAAGACUGUAUGAUUUUAAUUCUUACUGGAGAGUGCAUGCUGGAAACUACACAACUCUUCCCCAGUACUUUAAAUCAAAUGGUUAUAUCACAAUGUCUGUGGGAAAAGUGUUUCAUCCAGGAAUUGCUUCAAAUCGCUCAGAUGAUUAUCCAUAUAGCUGGUCAGUUCAUCCAUAUCAUCCUUCAUCCCUUGCAUUUGAAAGGCAAAAGGUCUGUAGAGGUCCAGAUGGACAGCUUCAUGAAAAUCUGUUGUGUCCAGUAAAUAUUUCAGAAAUGCCUGAGAAAACUUUGCCAGAUAUACAGAAUACAGAGGAGGCUGUUCGACUUCUGAAAUCUGUGCACAACAAAAAAGACCCCUUCUUCUUAGCUGUGGGUUAUUAUAAACCGCAUAUUCCAUUCAGAUAUCCAGAGGAAUAUUUAAAGCUGUAUCCCAUAGAAAACAUGUCUCUGGCGCCUGAUCCAGCAAUUCCAAGUGGGUUACCUUCUGUAGCAUACAAUCCCUGGACAGACAUUCGUGAAAGGGAGGAUGUUCAAGCUCUUAAUAUAAGCUUCCCUUAUGGUCCAAUCCCAAAACAUUUUCAGCUGAAGAUCCGUCAGAAUUAUUUUGCUGCUGUUUCAUUCCUUGAUGCUCAGGUUGGCCAGUUAUUGGGCACCCUAGAUGAUUUAGGACUCUCGGACAGCACAAUUGUGGUUUUUUCCUCUGAUCAUGGUUGGUCUUUGGGCGAACAUGGAGAAUGGGCCAAGUAUAGCAACUUUGAUGUAGCAACUCGUGUACCAUUGAUUUUCUAUGCACCUGGUUUAACAACACCUCAUCCAAAAUUUGGUCUAAGAAUAUUUCCUUUUAUUGAUGCAUUCAGUUAUACACCAAACAGAAUCUCUAAACGUAAUUCAGUUGAAAGCAUUGUGGAGCUAAUCGACUUGUUCCCAACACUUGUUGACCUGGUUGCUCUAGAAGUUCCUCCAUCUUGUCCAGAUCAAUCAUUCCACAUAGAUCUUUGUACAGAAGGCUCUAGUCUGAUGGAUUUUUUAAAUAUUAAUAAUGUUCAGAAUGACGAUGAGGCCAUUGCUUAUAGCCAGUAUCCACGGCCUUCCAACAUUCCACAGAAGAACUCUGAUCUUCCACACCUAGAAGAUAUUCGGAUUAUGGGUUACUCCAUACGUUCUGCAGAAUAUCGCUAUACAUUGUGGGUGGGUUUUGAUCCAUCCACAUUUCAUGCUAAUUUUCAGGACGUGUAUGCAGGGGAGCUCUACUUUACUGAAAGUGAUCCUGAACAGGACUUCAAUAUGUAUAAUAGCUCUCUUCAUGUGGAUUUAUUCCAAAAGUUUUGGAAGCAUUUAAUACCAUGAUUUACUUGAUGAUAAUUUUUUUUUCUGUUCAUUUAUUAAAAUGUGUCUCUAAAUUAAUUACUCUCCACCCCUUCUUAUAAUGAAUGUCCCAGUCAUUUAUUUUGAGGGUACACCAGACUAUGGUUUAUGAAGUCUAAGAAAAACUAACUUACAAUAAUCAGAAAUUUACAAAGUUAGCAUUACAUAUUCAGAUGUGCUUUAUUCAAACCGUAGGUUGCUACAGAUUACAUGUAAAGGCCAAUCUAAAAGAACACUUAUAGUUGUCGGCGGGGGGAAUAUUUGAUUUGAAGAAAUAAUAAAAUCUGAACUGGUUUUAUUUUGAACUGCAAGGUAAGUGCAAUAUAAUAUUUGAUCUGUAUGCCUGUAAUUGUGGUAUAGUGCCUAAUGAUUUGAAUUAGCAACCACAUAACUACGCAAUAAAGUCCUACCUAAAACUGUGUUGCUGUGAGGAUGUCUGUUAACUAGCCUGUGUUGGAACUGCUGAUUGUAUACAGUAGCUUGUGUAAAGUGGUUUUGAGAGAUAUUUUAUUUGAGAUAAACUAUUCUGUUCUCUUGCGUUAUAAAAUAUUAAUACUACUGUGUUAGUACUUUAAAUGAUAUCAUUUUUCAUCCUUAUCUGUAUUGCAAAGAAUGGGUCACUAAAUUCAAACAAAUGCUAUAGAAAUCUACAUUUCUAAGUUUCUUGAUUUGGACAGCACAAAAUACAAAACAUUUUAUAUUUUGGUUAUGUUGCUUUUUCAAUAUCAUUGAGAGACUAACAUGGACAUUCGCUGUAAAUCAGCUUUCACAUGUAGUACACAUUGCUGUUAUGUAGAUUUGAUCAAAUAGAAGGGAGACAAAGAUGCUAUUCCCUCAAGUGGUGAUUAAACCUGUCUGACAGAAUGGGAAGUAAGAAUAAUCCGUUUGGGAGAAACCCUUCUGCUUCUGGAGAAUUGUUGUAAAAGUAUUUAUACCAGGUUUCAGAUAUUAUUACAGAAUCUAUUAAUCGGAAUAGUCAAUCCUUUUUUACAUAAUUUUGUAAUUUUUUGUGUACCAUCAUACUCCAGAUAACGCCAAAGAAUAUAACAAAUGUCAAAGUAACUACAGCAUAACAAGUUGUAACAAUUUGUACAUCAGUAUUAUUUUUUGAUAUGUACUAUACAGUGAUGUGUAAAAAGAUUUAAUCCUCUUGAAAGUAUCAUAGUUUUCUACAUGACAGAAGAUUUUUACACAUAUUUCUCCGUUCAGUAUUUUUAAUGUGAACUCUUAUGCUGUAUCAAUACAUUUCCAAAGUCAAAAUAAACAAUUUUCUGUAGAUAUUUAACUAAAGAAGAAAAACUCAAUAGUAUUCAAACCCUACACAUUAAUACUUUGUCAAGAACCCUUUUGUAGCAAUAACAGCCCUGAUUCAUUUGGGGUAAAUAUGUACCAGUUUUGCACAUUGUUUAGGAGUGAUUCUUCCCCAUUCAUCUUGACAGAAUUUCUAGAAAUCCUCUAGGUUGGUGGGAUGGCACUUCUGGACAUCAGUUUUCUAAAGGUGCCACAGAUACUCAGUAGGGUUAAGAUCAGGGCUUUGAUUUGGCCAUUCCAAAACAUUCAUCUUUCUGUUUUUGAGACAUUCCAGUGUCACUUUGCCUUUAUGCUUAAGGUCACUAUUAUGUUGAAAGGUGAAUCUUCUUCCGAACUGUAGGUUCAUAGCAGACUGGAACAAGUUCUCCUACAAUAUUGUGUAAUGUUUGUGUCCAUCCAUUGUUCCUUCAACUCUAAAAUGACUGCCUGUCCCAGCACAUGCAAAGCAUCCCCAUAGCAUGAUGCUGUCACCUCCAUAUUUCACCAUUUGUAUGGUGUUCCUUGAGGGUUGGGCAGUGUUAGUUUUACACCACACAUACCUCUUUGAAGUCUGGCCAAAAAGUUCCAUUUUGGUCUCAUCUGACCAUUAAACCUUCUUCCACAUCUUAACUGGGUUUGUCUUAUGUUUUGUAGCUAAUGCAAUACCUACUUUUAUGUGGACCUUCUUAAAGAAUG